This is a messenger RNA of Manis pentadactyla (Chinese pangolin), 6967 nucleotides long. RefSeq names its product zinc finger protein 800 (gene ZNF800). Bases 200 to 2383 code for a protein of 727 amino acids. The transcript has 6 exons. NCBI's taxonomy places the organism in Eukaryota, Metazoa, Chordata, Mammalia, Pholidota, Manidae. The record is from RefSeq and is a predicted model, not a curated record.
CGUCGGGACCGAACCCCAGUUCCUUACGCGCGGGGCGCCGACGCUGCGCCAGGUGGGCCCGCCGCUGCCUCCCGCGCCAGGCUGUCCCCGCGGCCGCCCGGCCUUCCUUCCGCCUGCUGGCCGGCCCGCCCUUGGAGUUAACCAAGCCGCAAUGAAGAGCUUCUUACACUGAAAGGAAAGUAGGUCGCGCCCACUGAAAAUGCCUUUAAGGGACAAAUACUGUCAGACUGACCACCAUCAUCACGGAUGCUGUGAACCAGUUUAUGUCCUGGAACCUGGAGAUGCUCCUUUGUUACAGCAACCACUACAGACAUCAAAAUCUGGUAUUCAACAAAUAAUUGAGUGCUUUCGAUCAGGAACUAAACAACUUAAGCAUAUUUUAUUAAAAGACGUGGACACUAUUUUUGAAUGUAAAUUAUGCCGCAGUCUCUUCAGAGGAUUACCAAAUUUAAUAACCCAUAAAAAAUUCUACUGCCCACCAAGUCUCCAGAUGGAUGACAACCUUCCUGAUGUAAAUGAUAAACAAAGCCAAGCCAUAAAUGAUCUCCUAGAAGCCAUAUAUCCAAGUGUGGACAAGCGAGAAUACAUUAUUAAGCUAGAACCCAUAGAAACUAAUCAAAAUGCAGUGUUUCAAUAUAUUUCAAGGACUGAUAAUCCUGCUGAAGUCACAGAGUCAAGCAGUACUCCUGAACAAACCGAAGUCCAAAUACAAGAAACUAGCACUGAACACUCUAAAACAGUACCAGUUACAGAUACAGAGGUGGAAACUGUCGAGCCCCCUCCUGUUGAGAUUGUUGCAGAUGAAGUUGCACCUACAUCUGAUGAACAACAACCUCAGGAAUCGCAGGCUGAUUUGGAAACUUCUGAUAAUUCUGAUCUUGGUCACCAGUUGAUAUGUUGUCUGUGUAGAAAAGAAUUCAAUUCCAGGCGAGGUGUUCGUCGUCACAUUCGAAAAGUACACAAGAAAAAAAUGGAAGAACUAAAAAAGUACAUUGAAACACGAAAGAAUCCAAACCAAUCCUCUAAAGGACGCAGUAAGAAUGUUCUAGUUCCAUUAAGUAGGAGUUGUCCAGUGUGUUGUAAAUCAUUUGCUACAAAAGCGAAUGUAAGGAGGCAUUUUGAUGAAGUUCAUAGAGGACUAAGGAGGGAUUCAAUUACUCCUGAUAUAGCAACAAAGCCUGGGCAACCUUUGUUCCUGGAUUCUGUUUCUCCUAAAAAAUCUUUUAAGACUCGAAAACAAAAGUUGUCUUCAAAGGCUGAAUACAAUUUAACUGCAUGCAAAUGCCUCCUUUGCAAGAGGAAAUAUAGUUCACAAAUAAUGCUUAAAAGACAUAUGCAAAUUGUCCACAAGAUAACUCUUUCUGGAACAAACUCUAAAAGAGAGAAAGGCCCUAAUAAUACUGCCAACAGUUCAGAAAUAAAAGUUAAAGUUGAACCAGCAGAUUCUGUAGAAUCUUCACCCCCUUCCAUUACCCAUUCUCCACAGAAUGAAUUAAAGGGAACAAAUCAUUCAAAUGAAAAAAAGAACACACCGGCAGCACAGAAAAAUAAAGUUAAACAAGACUCUGAAAGCCCUAAAUCAACUAGUCCGUCUGCUGCAGGUGGCCAGCAAAAAACCAGGAAACCAAAACUUUCAGCUGGCUUUGACUUUAAGCAACUCUACUGUAAACUUUGUAAACGUCAGUUUACUUCCAAACAGAACUUGACUAAACACAUUGAGUUGCACACAGAUGGGAAUAACAUUUAUGUUAAAUUCUACAAGUGUCCACUUUGCACUUAUGAAACUCGUCGGAAGCGUGAUGUGAUACGACAUAUAACUGUGGUUCAUAAAAAGUCAUCCCGCUAUCUUGGGAAAAUAACAGCCAGUUUAGAGAUCAGAGCUAUAAAAAAGCCCAUUGAUUUUGUUCUAAAUAAAGUGGCAAAAAGAGGCCCUUCGAGGGAUGAAGCAAAAAAUAGUGAUUCAAAACAUGAUGGCACUUCUAACUCUCCCAGUAAAAAAUAUGAAGUAGCUGAUGUUGGUAUUGAAGUAAAAGUCACAAAAAACUUUUCUCUUCAUAAAUGCAAUAAAUGUGGAAAGGCAUUUGCCAAAAAGACUUAUCUUGAACAUCAUAAGAAAACUCAUAAGGCAAAUGCUUCCAAUUCACCUGAAGGAAACAAAACCAAAGGCCGAAGUACAAGAUCUAAGGCUCUUGUCUGCCUGGGGAAGCCGUCGCCCCGCAGCGCCGCCGCCCUGCGCCCGGCCGCCCCCGGGAGCCGCUGCCCGCCCGCGGGCGCCGUCACUACGCGCCAGGCCGCCGCCAGCUGCCGCGCCAAGCUCCGCGGCGGCGCCGCCCGGGAGCGCCAGCACGCCGCCCGCGGCCUCGGGAAGCCCGCUCCCCCGUGAGCGCCGCCGCCCGGCCGCCCGCGAGACCGCGCCAGCCCUCCGCGCUGCCCGCGGCCCUCAGGCGGCUCGCCGCCCCAGCCCUCCCAGAGCUCGCGGACGUCACUCCGUCGGCGGCGAACGCCCUGGUGUCCUCCGCUAUUCGCGGCCCUCCCUCCACCCCGUCGCUUUAACUGAACCCAGGUUACCCCAGAACUCUCUCCCGCGCAGCCCCUGAGGGGGACCGUGUGCCUUAGGGCCGGCGGGUGGGCAGGACGGCCUUGCUAGUCGUUCGCAGAGCGUUACUUCCUUAUCUCGCCUGCCGAAAUCCCGGCCUCUGAGAAUCUUGCAGUUGGACAAUACCAACCUCUUUCCCUCCUUGUAAUUGAUCAACUUCCUAGUCAAUUUCUUUCAUUAUUAAUUCUUCAAAGACUAGCUCCCACUUUAGUCUUCACCUGAAAACCUUCAAGCUAGUUACCCACCUUCCCCACCCGACCCCCAUCUGCCAGAACAUUGUUUUAAUGACUGGGGAUGAUCGACAAAAUACGGAGCUGCGUCCUGCGUAAGUGUGGUUGAACCCGAGCCCCAUCCAACAUCAGCCCCUUCCUUGUGACUUCACCUCCAAUACCAUUUCUUCCCGUCGGAAUCAGUCCUGGCUCCCAUGGUUCGAGACUGCCAUCCCAGGGGAUCCACUCUUGGGUUUGCACUGAGGCCGUGCUUCUCCCAGGCAACUCCCAGUCGGUGACUGAGUGCAGUGCGGGUGUUAGUGAUGGUGUGUUCAUGUGAGAUGCUGGACUCCUCUAAUGAGCAACUUCGGCGUGGGGACUCCUUAGCAGCCCGGCUGAAACUUUCUAAGAACCGUGCUGCAUGCAAUCUAAAACUCUUCUUGCCCAAUCCCACUCUCCUUUCAUAGGUGUCAGACUUGCAUUGUGGAAUGAAGGCAUCCCCCUCUCUGCUCCUCAUUCCUUCCCUUUAUUGAUGUUCCUCAAUAAAACCCUUGGAAGUUGAGCCCUGCGUUGGUGUCUGUUUCAAGGAGGACCUGAGCUAAUAUAUCAGACAUUCCACUCUGAUCACCAUCUCCCUGUCUUUCUGGAUCCCUUGUUCAUGGACAGCUAAUUCAUUAGCCUCAUUUCCUCCACUGUUUAUCAGCCCAUCUUGGAUUCACUUCCUUCUUUAUCUAGCCUGGAUCCCAUGGUCCAUCAUUAUAACCAUUCUCCUUGAAAUACAGUGCUCUCAGCAGUCUUGCACCUCAUUUUCUUCCUAUUUAUUUUCCUGGUAAAAACCCAACUCCUGACAAACCUUACCAUCUGCCUUUCAUGGGCCUGACUGGGACAACUGAACUUUUCUUUAAGAAAUCACACAGUGCUGCCAACUAGUUUUACUUUCAAUCCAUUAUCUCAAACCUCAAAUUGGUGCUAUUCCUACUGUAGUCUCAGCUUUACACUUUUAAAAUGACUGUUUAUAUAUCUUCAUCUAUCCUCAAAAUUUUCUGGUCUCCUCUUCCUGGUUUACUUCAAAUUUCCCAUGGAUAAGAAGAUAUUACAUACAAAUUUCCUCAUCUUCCCAUCACAAGACCCCCAUUUCUCACCCCAAGCCCAGCAGCUAUCUUGGUAACUAUCUUCUUCCUUUUUGUGACUAUGGAGGAAUUUUCGAAGGCCAGCCCUUCCUUUCAUGCUCCAGGUUGCAUCCCCUCUUCAAGGACUUACUUCUUUAGGUUCCCCCUUUCAGAAACUGCAUCAUCAGUUUCUGAAUGGAUCACUUCUUUGGUCUGCAAACAUGCUCUUAACCAAAUCUUAACCAAUCCUUCCCCUGUGUACAUCUUUUCCAUCUAUUAGCCACAUCUCACCUUUCCUUCAUAACCUAACUUCUUUAUGGAGUUAUCCUAAUGUAUUGUCUUCAUUUUCUGAUAUUUUAUUCACUUAUCAAUCUACAGUGUGACUUCCCCACUACCACCACCACUGAAAUUGCCCUUGUUAAGGUCCCUAGGCACUUCCACAUUACCCUCUCCAAAAGGAUACUUUCCUGCCCACAUCUUGACCACUCUCUACUUUCAGUGUUCUCUCUUCAUGUCCAAGACUAUAUUCUCUCCUGGUUUUCUUCCUCUUUACCGAUCAAUCUUCAAUGUUAUAUUCCAUCUCCUUCUACCUAGCUUUGAAAAGUUGAGGUUUCUCACCUCCAUUUGGGUCCCUCUUUUCUAUGUUCUUUCCCAGGAUGGUCUUAUCAUUUCCCAUGGAUGUAAGCAUGGUCUUUAAUGUGUUUCAAAUUUGUGUUUCCACCUUGACCUUUCCUCUAAGUUCUAGACUUGUGUUUCUAAUUGCUUGCUUAAUAUCUUCCUUUGGCUGACACAGAUCUUUUUCAGAUUUAACAUGUCCAAAAUCUAAUUCUUUAUUCUCACCCCACCUGUUUACCCCCAUCUUCCCUAUUAGAGUAACCAGCACCACCAUCCAAACAGUUGCUCAAGGUGGAAACCUAGGGGUCAUUUUUGAUUCUUUUCAUAACCUCUCCCCUAUGUCAGAUAGACCAACUAUCAGUUUUAUCCUCCAAAUAUAUCUUUAAUUUGUCUGCUGUUUUCCAUUUUCAAUACCACGACUUAAUCCUGAUCACUAUAUUUUUCUCACCUCAUUAUUGUGAUAGCCAGUCCUACCUGGUCUCUCUGCUCCCUCCCAUUCUUGACCCGCAACCUACUUCAAUAUAUUCUUGAUAGAGUGGUAACAAAGAUCUUGCUCAUAAAUUGAAUCGACUAAAUUGUUCCUCAUAAAAUAAAAUCUAAAACCCUUACCAUGGUUCAGAGAGCCCUGAACAAUCAGACCUACCUAUCUCUCCAUGCCUAUCUGUGUCACACUCUUUAUUGUCCACUAUGAUGUAGCCACACUGGUUCCUCCAACAUGCCAAGAACUUUUCUGCACCUCCGGGGCUUAGUGAAUGCUGUUUUCUCUGCUUAAGCUGCUCUCCUUGGCUAUCCUUUUCCCCCACCACAACCAUAUCCUUUAGACAACUGCUUUACUACAACAUGUUGAGAAAGGCCUGCUGAGAACAUUGAUUGAAAGGAGUCCUCCUUUUCUUCUCCUACUUGUUAUCUCAGUUCUUUGUUUCCUUCAUUACUCAAAUCCCUUAUCUAGAUUUGUAAUUUUAUUUAUUUGUUUAUUUCCUUUUUGUAUGUGUGUCUGUUUCUCAUACUGGAAAGAAUGAGGGAAGAGACUGUCUGGAUAUUGAUAAGCUUCAACAUUGCAUUUCCAGCCCUGAGCACAAUAGUUGGCAUGUAUUAGAUGCACAACAAAUACCUUUUGAAAGAAUGAAUGAACACAUCUCCUAAUUUUUCUGUUGGGAGUUCAUUUUUUAUUGAUUUGUAAAAGCUCUUUAUAUAAUAAAACCUCUCAUCAUUUGUUUAUUUUAUAUGCUGCAGACAUUUUGCCCCUUCUUAUAUAUGUACCAAUUUAAUUAAUGAUGUUUUGAUAUACAGAAAUACCACAUUUUUCAUUUAGAUAAAUCUGUCUUUCAUGAUUUCUACUUUUGGUGAUAUGUUUAAAAGAGUCUUCUGCAUUUCAAAGCUACAUAAAUAUUUGUUUCCUCUUCUAAUUUUUUUAGAUUUAAAUCCUUACUCAAAAUGGGAUUUAUUUUUGAUAAUAGAUGUGAUUAAGGCUCUAAGUAUUUAUAUAGUCAUUGCAUCAUCAUUUAUUGAAAACUCCCUCUGCCACUGUUUUGAAAAUUCCACAUUUAUCAAAUAUUAAAUUCUUACAUAUAAUAUUUUGGAGUGGUUUCUGGGUUUAUUGUUUGUCCUUUGGUAUCCUCCUCUAUUUUUGAAUUAUGCCGUUUUAAUUAGCAUCAUUUUAUAAUUUGCUUUAUUAUGUGAUUAACUUUUUAAUGGGGUAAGCAUUACUCUUCUUUUUAAAAAUAUUUGUUGCUCUAUUUGUGCAUUUAUUCUUCCAGAUAAACUUUUGUUAUAGUUUGGUCAAGUUCCAAAAUAAAUUCUAUUGUCAUUGUGUUUAAAAUUGCUUUAACAUUAUAGAUUGAUUGGGGAGCAAUUGCCAUCUUUGUCAUACUAAUUUUCCCAUUCAGGAACUUGUCAUACGUCAAGGUUAUUGAAGGCUUCCUAUAUAUUCCUCAGUAAUUUUGUAGGUCCUGCAUGUUUCUUGUUAAUUAUAUUAUUAGGUAUUUCAUAUCUUUGUUGUUCAUUUUAUCAUGUUUUAUAACUGGUUUGCUCCUUGUGGGACCAAGCUAUUGAUUUUUGUGUUUGGUAAUUUUUCUCAAUUCUUUGAUUAAUCCUAGUUGAUUCUCUUCUAAGUAGACAAUCAUUUGAAGUGUAAUUAAUGAUAAUUUUCUCUCUUCCUUUACAAUAUUUAUGCCUCAUAUAUUGAAUAAAUGAUGGUAUUAAUUUUGCUCUUAUUUUUGACUUUUUUAGGAAUUCCAUUACUAUUUCACCAACUUUUAAUGUUAGUUCUUGGACUGAAACAGAGGUCUUUAUCAGGUUAAGGAGUGGUUUCCUGGUUCGAGUAUCCUAAGUGUUUUAUUGGAAAUUAUUGAAUUAUAUUAAAUACAUUCUGGGCAACUAGAGAUGAUCAUUUGGUUUUACUCCCUUUACCUGUUAUUACAAUAAAUUAUAUUAAUAGA